AUCUCUGGUGGGGUUGAACGGUGGGAGGGUGGUGGUGGUGGUGGUUUAUUGCGCGGUUCCGUGGGCCUGCGCGGUCGCUCCCGUCUGACAAACCGCUGAUAAAACGUAAUCACUGUAAACGGAGCAAAUUUUCUUAUCAUCGUUGUGUCAUUAUCAAAAAAAGAGAAAAAAAACCAAAACAUUGACUUGUGGACGAGUGCCCCCUCAUAACGGCAAUGCUAAACGUCAAAAUACAAUUUUUAAUAAGGCAUAGCAGCAGAUGCCCGUGGUAGUCGAAUUCACUGACCUUUUUUCUACGUUCUUCGUGUAAGAAGCAACAUCAAUCAAAACUACGUUCAAAAUCGCAGUCAAAGUCUUUAACAGCCACUCGGACUGCUUUUGUAUCUAUCGUCUGACUAUAUUCAAUCGAAUUUAUGGUUAUUCGUUACUCUGCAUAUAGUACAUGUCUUUAAAAUGGCAAAUCCAAACAAACAUAUUUGCAAAUUACAAGAAUUUGCUGCACACAAUGCAAAUGUUACUUGUUUGGCUCUUGGUCAAAAGAGUGGCUUAGUAUUAGCUACAGGUGGUGCAGAUAACAAAGUGAACUUGUGGAAAGUUGAUAGUGAAACAUGUUUUAUGAGCUUAUGUGGCCACGUAACUCCAAUUGAAUGUGUACAAUUUGAUCCAUCAGAGUAUUUAGUCGGUGCUGGUAGCCAAACAGGUGGCUUAAAAGUAUGGGACUUAACUAAAGGAAAAAAGGUUAAAACAUUUAGUGGACAUAAAUCGGCUGUUACAAAAUUAGAUUUUUUUCCUUUUGCUUCAUCUUCAUAUUUUGUAACGGGUUCAAAAGAUACCAAUGUUAAGCUAUGGGAUUAUCGAUAUUCACAUUGUAUAGGGAUGUACAAAGGUCACGAAGCAUCUAUAUCUAGUUUAAAAUAUAGUCCAGAUGGUUUGUGGAUUGCUUCUGGCGAUGAAGAUGGAUGUGUUAAGAUAUGGGAUUUGAGAGUUGGACGCAUGAUUCAUGUUUUUGAUAAACUACAUAAAGGAGCAGUAACAUCAAUUCAAUUUCAUCCAUUAGUAUUUUUAUUAGCUAGUAGUGGAACAGAUAAUAAAAUUAAUAUAUUAGAUUUGGAGCGAUUUAGUAUUAUUUCUCAAAUAGAUACAGACAAAUCUAUAAUUAGAUGUUUGCAAUUCAAUGACAAAGGAGAUGUUUUAUAUGGAGGUGGUAAUGAUUACCUUGGGGUAUAUGGUGUAGAACCAACCAGAGUAUGUGACUCGGUAGUAGUAAAAUGGGGAAAUAUGAACGAGUUAGUAGUAAAAGAUAAUCGAAUUGUUGGUGCUUCGCAUUUAUUAACAGAUGUUUCAACAUGGUUAAUUAAUUUACCUGAAGAAUAUCCUUUUAAGAAUCAAUUUUCACCACCUGAUAAAUCAUCAAAAACUAAUACAAUGUUUACAAGAGAUACUAGUGUUCGAAAAAGUUUUAAUAAACAAAAGUCACGAGAAAUGACUAAACCUAAAACUAAUAUGAAAUUAAUUGAUGAAAGCGAAACUGAUAUUGAUGAUGAAAAUCAAACUGUAAUUAAUAAUGUUCAUGAUUACCAUUCAGUGUUUAAGCCAAAUAGAACUUCGUUUAAACCAAGUAGAAUAUUAAAUAGAAGUCCACCUCCAUUUUCACCCUUAUCUGAAGACGAUAAUUCCAAUAAUAUAUUUACUGGUGAAGUAAAUAGAAAUCAAUUAACUUCUGCGAAAUUAGAGGAUAAAAAACAUAGCAUUGAUCUUUCUCAAGGAGUAAUGCAAAGUAGUUAUUCAGAAGCUGAAACUUCAUCCGUGGAUUCUACUCCUUGUGAUUCAUUUCAGUUACCUCAGUUUGAAAGUUCUGGUGAUUACCAUACUCCUGACUUACCAACUCCUUUAUCAACACCUGAUAGUGUUGAGGCAUCUGAAAAAAGACACAAUCCUUAUAUAACAUCGUCAGUUUCAAUGCGUAGUGUAUCUUCUAAUGUAAUUAAUGAAAGCUUAACUAAACGUCCAUCAUCUCUACCAGUAUUUAGACAAAAUGAUCAUUUUGCUUAUGGACAUAAGUAUACAUCUCCUCAAUCUCAAAGAAAAAUAAUACCAGAUGAAAUUACAUCAUUACCUCAACAUAAACGACUGUUGGCUGAUGAUUUUUUAGUUACACCAGAACAUAAAAAGACUGAUAUCAUCGCAAAGAAAUUUGAACUUCCCCUAGAUGAUUUUGGGGAAUUAAAAAAUGUUUGUACAAAUAGUUUAAAUAAUGUCAUGUAUGAUGAAGAAGACAUAGUGGAAAUUCUUUCAAAAAACCAUAAGUCCACUAUGGGUGUGCUCAAAGAAAGACAACGUUAUCUUAAUAUUAUACAAACAUUAUGGACUAAUAAAAAUUUUAAGUGUGCUGUAAAUUCUGCUGUUUCCAUGAAUGAUGAUGCUGUCAUAUCAGAUCUCAUUUCUAUUAUUACACAACGCCCAAAUCUUUGGUGCCUAGAUGUUUGCAGUAUGCUUCUUCCUUCGAUAUCUGAUUUAAUUCAAAGUGGCAAUGAGGCAUUCAUAAAUAUAAGUUUCAAAGCCAUAAGAGAUAUACUGCAGUAUUUUAUGCCAGUCAUUAAGAAUAAUAUACAAAGACCACCUUCUGCAAUAGGUGUUGAUAUUAUGCAAGAAGAAAGAUACAACAAAUGUCGCAAGUGUCAAAACAUACUUAUGGAUAUCAGGUCAUUUGUACUGAAAAGGCAAACAGUCCAGGGUAACUUGGGCAAUGUUUUCAGACAGUUGCAUAUGCUCUUGCAAACAAUAGACAUCUAAACAGCAAAAAUAAGACAAAAAUGUGCCUUAAUCCGCUAAAGAGACGGCCAAUAGGAGGCAUUGAACAAGUGGUGAAUCCUGUUAAUUGCGUGUCUUACGAUACAUUAUUAUUAUUAUUAGAUUUUCUUUUUAUAUAAUUUUUAAGCCUUAUCAAACUGUCGUCAAUGUGUAGUAUUUUUUGAAUGAAUAAUUUGUUAAUUUUUUUUUUAAAACGUUAAUUUUUAUAACAUUUUCGAUCUUAAUAACAUUGUACUACUAACGCACCACUAUAUUUUUUAGCUUUUUGAGCCCAUUCGAUUUUCGUUCUAUAGGUACGUAUCUAGUUUAUAAAGGCAUUAAGAACAGUAUACUAACAACAAUUUUCAAACCCACGCGAUACAGGCAGGCCGUGCACAUAAUAAUAAUAAUAUUAAUGUUUACGAAGCUCUUUCUAUUUUAACCACAUAGUCUUAUAAUAUAAAAUAUAAAUCCAGUUCUGUAGACAAUGUAUGACAUAUGUAAAAUAUUCCAUUAGAUCGGUGUUUUCUUUUUUUUUUACUUCUCACCUUUUCAGAAAAGGUCUAAACAUGAAUUACAAAAAUAGUAAUACUACAAUAAAUAUAACUGUGUUGUAAUGGGUUAUGUACUACAACAGCUGAAAUCACAUUUAUAUUAUAUUAUACCUACAUUUUUUUUUAAUGUUGUACACUUGUGGAUUAAACAGAAUAAUUGUUCAUAAAUCAAAAAAAUUAUUAUAAUAUUUACAGGAACUUACGUUACUUUACAAAUAUUCUUAUAUACAUUUUUAUCCCCUUUUUUUUACUUGAUUGUAAGCAAUUAUUAUAAAACAUGGCUGUGUUUUCUACUUUUAGAAAUACAAAAUAUUCAGUGUUUUCUAUCAGUUGAAUCCGUCCAAUAUUAUAAAUUAUAAUAAUUGUAUUAACACCAUACUGUUGUAAUCACAAUAAUUAUAUAAUAUAUAUAUUUUUAAAAAAUUAUCAACUGAAGAAAUUACUAUUCAGCCUAAAAAGGUACCAAUAAGCCCAAAGAAAAAAUGUUCGGUGUUAUUUUUUAUCCAAGCAUAAUGUACAUUGUUUUAAUUUAAUUUUUGAUUUAUUUGAGCGAUCUCAUUUCUGUUGUGUACAGAUUGUAGUCAAAUGUUAUCUUUAAUAAUUAGUGUGUAAUUUUUUUUUUUUAUUAUUACUAUAUGGCUUAAUUGUAACUCCAAUUUACUGUUUCUUUUUUUUCAUUAUAUAUUUUAUUUAUAUGUUACACUUAAUUUUUUUUAUACAGAUUUUCUCUUAUUUUUUUUUUAAACCUAUAUGUGUCGAGUGUAUUCAGUUUUUUAUUUUGAAGUCAACAAUAUUGGUAAUAAAUUAAUUUUCCAGUACCUUUUAAUUUAUAUUGUUUUAAAACACAGUUGUAUGUUUUGUGGUUUAUAUGGUUUAAAUUUUCUAAAAUUAUAAAAACUGUUUGAAUAUUUGUAUUUUUCCACUAACACAGUACUAACUUAGUCCUAUAUUGUUAUAUAGAUAAAUUAAAAUAUUUAUUAUGAAUACAAUAUAUAAUAUAAAUUAAGUUUCUGAAAUAUAGUGAUAAUAUUUUACAUUACAGAACAUGUACCUUUAUCAAAAUAAUACUAUUUAUAGAAAUUAUGUUACUUUAUCUUGUUAUUUAAAUUUAAAUAUGUUUGAUAAUAAUUGUAAUUUGUGAAACUAACUAUUUAUUUAAUUAGGUACAUUACAUAACUAAAAUAUUUUCAGAACAUUCAUACUUUAUAGGUACCAUAACGUUUUAUAUUAAAACUAUAUUUCAUUACAGCCACAUUUAAUUCCAUUAAAUUAAGUUAAAAAUCUGUUGGUUUUUUAUUGUUUUUUUUGUUUGUUGGUUUUUUUUGUUGCUAAUUCAAAAUUGUGAAAAUAACUUUGUACAAAAAACAACGAGCUUAUAUUUAACUUUUUGGUUUUUGCUAUAAUUACUUAAUGAUACAGUAAACCUUUUGUAUUUUUAAGCAAUACACUAACCAAUUUUUGUAUGUUGUUUAAUUGAUUUCAAAUGUUUAGAUUAUCAAGAUGACAAUAAACCCUAUUAUUUUAUACUAA
Messenger RNA from Rhopalosiphum padi (bird cherry-oat aphid), 4874 nucleotides. RefSeq names its product katanin p80 WD40 repeat-containing subunit B1 (gene kat80). Gene Ontology annotation, biological process: microtubule depolymerization; microtubule severing. Gene Ontology annotation, cellular component: katanin complex. The coding region runs from base 454 to 2793 and encodes 779 amino acids. Lineage: Eukaryota; Metazoa; Arthropoda; Insecta; Hemiptera; Aphididae. The transcript is spliced from 20 exons. Gene Ontology annotation, molecular function: microtubule binding. The record is from RefSeq and is a predicted model, not a curated record.